This is a messenger RNA of Penicillium cinerascens, 627 nucleotides long. RefSeq lists its product as uncharacterized. Gene Ontology annotation, biological process: proton transmembrane transport. Gene Ontology annotation, cellular component: plasma membrane. Gene Ontology annotation, molecular function: voltage-gated proton channel activity. The record is from RefSeq and is a predicted model, not a curated record. Lineage: Eukaryota; Fungi; Ascomycota; Eurotiomycetes; Eurotiales; Aspergillaceae. The coding region runs from base 1 to 627 and encodes 208 amino acids. The transcript has 2 exons.
AUGGCCUCUGCUCUGCAACCAUUACUCCCGCAGCGUAAUACCAGAGUAUUCCUCCCCCGACUCUUUUCUGACUCCGUGGACGAGUCUCUCAUCGUUAGGUGGAGAAGAUCAACAGUCAACUUUUUAACUUCUCGAUGGGGUCACUACCUUGUGCUCAUGCUGGUUACGGUCGACGUUUGCUGUAGCUUUUCGGAAUUUCUUAUCAAGCUGCACGUCUGCGAGUUGAAACAGAAUGGUUAUGGCGUGGACCGAGAAUGGGGAAUCACUGAGGAGGCCCUAGGCAUUGCCGGUCUUGUGAUUUCAUGUCUUUUCAUGUUGGAGUUGACUGUGUCAAUUCUCGCUUUUGGAAUGGGCUAUUUCGCGGACUGGUUCCACAUCUUUGAUGCGCUGGUGAUCGUUGUCGCCUUCGUCAUCUCAGUCUCACUUCAGGGCAUAGAAGAGGAAGUGGGCUCUCUCGUCAUUGUUUUGCGUCUCUGGCGCGUGUUCCAGAUCAUCGAGGAGUUAAGCUCCGCCAGUCAAGAUACGAUGGAACAGUACGAGCAUACGAUAGAAAACCUUCGAGAAGAGAAUUCCAGUCUCCGACAGAGGUUGAACUUGAAUUCUGGAGCAAACGAAGAUGCGGCCUAG